Messenger RNA from Vollenhovia emeryi, 3048 nucleotides. RefSeq lists its product as uncharacterized. The coding region runs from base 1 to 3048 and encodes 1015 amino acids. The record is from RefSeq and is a predicted model, not a curated record. The transcript has a single exon. NCBI's taxonomy places the organism in Eukaryota, Metazoa, Arthropoda, Insecta, Hymenoptera, Formicidae.
AUGGCAGAUGAUCUCCAAGCCUUACUCGUCGAGCAAUCCACCACGAUUGCUGCAAUUAAACGAGUAAUACCAAAUUUCAAGAAGAUUGGCAAGGCGAACAUCACCAUAUAUAAGGCGAAGAAACGUGCAAAUGAUCUGGAAUCCCUUUGGGAGAGGUGUCAGCGACUGAACGUGCGGCUCCUUCAGGCGGCCUCAGCCGAAGACCAACUCGUCGUCGAAUACUUUGCCGAUAAAGAAUUCUUAGCCGCCGAGGAUGCUUACCAUGAAGCCGCCGAUCAUCUUGCCGAUUGCGUGGGAAAAUUCUCCCGAGACCGGUCCGACGUCGCGGCCUCUUCGGUAAGCGACUCGUCCUUACAAGAUACCAGUGCGUCUUCGUUGCAGUUACCUCGCAUCUCUUUACCGAAAUUCUUCGGUAAGUUCACCGAGUGGGAGAAUUUUCGCGGAAUCUUUGAAUCGCUCGUCGCGUCGCAAGAAUCGUUGUCAAAUACGCAAAAAUUGCAUUACUUAAAGGCCUGCGUCACGGGCGAUGCCGCGGUGUUAAUAAACCACAUCCAGAUUGCAGACACGAAUUACGACGCUGCGUGGAAACUGUUAGUCGAAGAGUAUGAUGAUCAACGCGCUAUAAUUCACGCUCAUAUUCAGGCUUUCGCCGAGUUGCCUAUCAUGAAAACCGAAUCUGCGGGCGAGUUAAAGAAUUUACGCGAUACCGUUGCCGCGUCUCUAUCGGCUCUAACCAAUUUAGAAAGACCCGUUGAAAAGUGGGAUGAUUUAUUGGUGUACAUUAUUUCUCAAAAGUUCAGUCCACGCACGCGUAACGAGUGGAAUCUGCAACGCGGAAAAUCCAACGAGUUUCCGACUUAUGAAGAGAUUCGAGAAUUUAUGACCAUGCGUAUUCGAGGUCUCACCGAUCACGCUAAAGUGAAUCCGGAUGCGUCUGUUAAUAAAAUUAAAACUUCCAAUCGCGCCUCCAUAAAUAAUGUGACCGCCGAUAAAUGCCUUCAUUGCUCCGGCAAUCACCGUCUCGCGCAAUGCGACGACUUCAAGCGAAAAUCGGUCGAAGAGCGAACUCAGAUCUGCAAACUAAAAAGGUGCUGUUUCAAUUGUUUGAAGAUCGGUCAUUUUCCGACCAAUUGUUCAAACACUAAACGAUGCACUUUAUGCCGACGAGCGCAUCACACUCUUUUACAUCGUGAUUCUAACGCUACGGUCCCGAAUACAGGCAAAAAUUCUACCGCCGAAAAGAAAAUGACGAUUUCAGCCCCAUCGAGCAGCUUAGCUGCCCCGGAGAGCAAACCUGCCGUCGCGUCGGUGCAAACCGUUAGUGCUCCGAUUAAAAACCCUCCGACCGUCUUACUCGCGACCGCGUGGGUAAUCCUCCGUACCAAUGAGGGUCGCAGUUUCAAGGUGCGCGCUUUAUUAGAUCAAGGUUCCGCAGUUAGUUUUGUAUCCGAAACACUAUGUCAAACGAUGCGUACCAAACGCUACCGAGCGAACCUCCGCGUACAUUGCUUCGGCGAACGAUACAGUGGCGUAGCGAAAUCUCGAGUAUCUCUCAUUCUCUCGUCUUGCAACGGGCAAGGCCCAUCCUUCCCCCUAAAUGCCUUCAUUUAUCAAAAAAUCACCUCUUACGCCGUGUCAAGGAAUAAGUCAAUCGAUUCUUGGCCGCACUUAAGUAACCUAUCCCUCGCGGAUGCUGACCCUUUCAGCAAUCAUCCGAUUCAUCUGCUUAUCGGGGCAGACUUAUACGGAUCUCUGUUAUUACACCAAAUCAAGCAGGGCCCGAUCGGGACGCCGACGGCUCAACUCACCUCCUUAGGGUGGAUUUUAUCCGGGCCUACUGACGCUUCGGAAUUAAGCGACGGGUCCGUCCAAUCGAUGAACUGCGUUUCGGAACCCUCGAUCGAAUUUCUUCUCCGGAGAUUCUGGGAAAUCGAGGAAGUCUCUUCUGUCCCCCAGAUGUCGGAUGAAGAUAAACGAUGCGAACAACAUUUUGUUGAAACACAUCAACGCGGCCCGGACGGUCGCUAUAUUGUACGGUUGCCCUUUAAAACCGAUCCUCCGAUCAGGAUCGGGGCCUCUCGCGAAACCACCGCGCUGCUAUAUUCUAAGUUAGAAGGCCGCUUACAAAAAAAUAGGGAUCUUGCCAGGCAAUAUCACGAAUUUUUAAACGACUACGUGACGAAAGGUCAUAUGGAACUCGUUUCCGACUCCAAUCCGACGCGGUUUCCUCCCGUAUAUAUACCGCAUCAUCCUGUUUUACGCGAGUCCAGCAGCACGACUAAGCUUCGCGUAGUAUUUAACGCAUCGUGCAAAACCUCUAAUGGAACUACGCUAAAUGAUCAUCUAAUGACCGGGCCUAAAUUGCAGCGUGAGUUGUCUACGAUCCUCCUUCGUUGGAGACAAUUUCGUUACGUAUAUACCGCGGAUAUCGAAAAAAUGUUUCGUCAAAUUCGCGUUAAUCCGGAUGACGUUGAUUUCACUCGAAUUCUCUGGCGAUCAAGAGACGAUCGUCCAAUUCAAUCUUAUCGGCUUUUAACCGUCACUUACGGUACUGCUCCGGCUCCGUAUCUCGCGAUGCGAGUCGUCAAUCAAUUGGCUCUUGACGACGGCUCCUCGUUUCCACUCGCGCGAGAUAUUAUACAAAAUUCCCUCUAUGUUGACGACGUACUAUUCGGCGCCGACAACAUCCAGUCGCUCCGCGAAAGUCGGGAUCAGCUUACGAAGCUAAUGACGCGAGGCGGAUUUCAUUUAAGGAAAUGGGCCGCGAAUUUAAAGGAAUUAUUGGAGGAUAUACCUCCUGGAGAACACGAACUCGCGAUUGAGCACCCGUUUGAUAAAGACAACACGCUCAAGGUACUUGGUCUCACGUGGAUUCCCAAUGAAGAUGCCUUUCGAUUCCAUAUCGAGCCACCGUCGCUCGGAGUAAAUACAAAACGCUCCGUUCUGUCGUUCAUCGCGCGUUUUUUCGAUCCGCUAGGAUGGGCGUCUCCGGUAACAAUUACCGCGAAGAUCUUAAUACAGGAACUUUGGAUUCAAAAAUACGAUUGA